Molecule: messenger RNA, 1911 nt
Organism: Gopherus evgoodei (Goodes thornscrub tortoise)
Lineage: Eukaryota; Metazoa; Chordata; Testudines; Testudinidae
Gene: MLYCD
Product: malonyl-CoA decarboxylase
Exons: 5
Coding region: 105-1637 (510 amino acids)
Biological process (GO): positive regulation of fatty acid oxidation; acetyl-CoA biosynthetic process; fatty acid biosynthetic process
Cellular component (GO): mitochondrial matrix; peroxisomal matrix
Molecular function (GO): malonyl-CoA decarboxylase activity
Source: RefSeq, a predicted model, not a curated record
GUUUGGAUGCCACCUGAAAGCGCUGCGGCCUAGUCCUGCUACGGUAUAGAGAGAAGCCUGGCACUGCUGCCGGAGGGGUCCUGGCCGGGUGCGGGUUGGCCACUAUGAGCCGGCUGGGCCCUUUUCUGGUUGCGCCGCGGCUGCUCCGUCGGCCGUGGGCCCUGCCGAGGCGGCCUAGCGGCGUUUCCAUAGUAACGGGACCCUGCGCGGGCCUAGCAGGGCCUGGCGCCGCCGCCUCCCUGUGCUCGGGCCCAGCGGCUCCGAGCCUGGCCAUGGAGGAGCUGCUGAGCCGCUCCGUGCCCCCGCUGCCCCCCUACGAGACGAGGGAGAAGGCGCCGCCGCCGGCCGAGCUCCGCAGCGCGGAGUUCAUGCGCUCCUACAGGGCCCUGGAGGCCGGGCCCCCGCGGGCGGAGCUGCUGACCCGCCUGGCCCAGGACUUCGGCGUGGACCACGGACGGGUGGCCGAGUUCAGCGCCAAGGUGCUGCAGGCCCGGGAGCUGCAGAGGGAGCUGGGCGCCCUGCUCCAGGCCGAGGACCGGCUCCGUUACUACCUCUGCCCCCGCUACCGGGGCCUCUUCCAGCACUUGGGCCGGCUGGAGGGCGGGCUCCGCUUCCUGAUGGAGCUCAGGGGUGACCUGGUGCAGGCGCUGGCGGCGCGGCAUGCAGAGGGGCCGCACGUCAGGGAAAUGAAUGGCGUGCUAAGGAGCAUGCUUUCGGAAUGGUUUUCUACCGGAUUCCUAAGCCUGGAGCGAGUCACCUGGCAGUCACCUUGUGAAGUGCUUCAAAAGAUUAGUGACUCUGAAGCAGUGCAUCCUGUCAGAAACUGGAUUGAUAUGAAGCGUCGAGUUGGAUCAUAUAGAAGGUGCUACUUUUUUGCCCACUGUGCAAUCCCUGGGGAACCAUUGAUAGUCUUGCAUGUAGCACUAACCAAGGAAAUCUCCAGCAGCAUCCAGGCCAUAGUGAAAGAGGUUCCCCCUCUAGAAAAGGAAGAUAUGAACAAAAUUACUACUGCCAUUUUCUAUUCAAUCAGUUUGACUCAGCAGGGACUUCAGGGUGUAGAACUGGGGACUCACCUCAUCAAACGAGUUGUUAAAGAACUACAGGGGGAAUUUCCUCAGAUCAAAGUGUUUUCUAGUCUGUCACCUAUCCCAGGAUUCACCAAGUGGCUCAUUGGACUUCUGACCUCACAAACAAAGGAACAAGGGAGAAAUGAACUAUUUACAGAUGCAGAAUGCCAAGAAAUCUCUGAGAUCACAGGGGACCCUGCUGCUGAAAAGCUAAAGAGGCUCUUAACUAACAAUGAAUGGGUGAGAUCAGAAAGAUUGGUCGAAGCAUUGCAUUCACCAUUUAUGAGGCUCUGUGCUUGGUACCUGUAUGGAGAGAAACACCGUGGAUAUGCCCUUAAUCCAGUAGCAAACUUUCAUCUUCAGAAUGGUGCUGUACUGUGGCGGAUAAAUUGGAUGGCAGACACAAGCCCCCGUGGGAUCACUGCUUCAUGUGGCAUGAUGGUAAACUAUCGGUAUUUCUUAGAGGACACAGCCAGUAACAGUGCAGGAUACCUUGGGACAAAGCACAUCAAAGCCUCAGAGCAGAUUCUUUCCUUGGUGUCUCAAUUUCAGCAAAAUAGCAAACUUUAAAUAUACAAGAAGAUUUUAAGAGUGAGCAUUUCUCAUUUGAAUGAAGGGGUAUGAUAUCUUGGGAUGUCCUUAUUGAAAAGUGAAUGUUUGUAAUAAAACAAUGAGCUCUGUUCUUAGUCACAGCAGGAUGCAAAAUUACAUUAUCUGCCAAAAUUACUAUAACUUUCUUUCUUGCACUGCCAGAUACUCAAAGUCUGAUACAGUAUGGUUGAAUUAUUGCGAUACUUUAUAUUCAAAUGAGCUGGAAUUGUGUAUUAAAGGCUGUGUAAACUCA